Messenger RNA from Asterias rubens (European starfish), 1886 nucleotides. Its product is annotated as ribosome biogenesis protein WDR12-like. Gene Ontology annotation, molecular function: protein binding. Lineage: Eukaryota; Metazoa; Echinodermata; Asteroidea; Forcipulatida; Asteriidae. The record is from RefSeq and is a predicted model, not a curated record. Gene Ontology annotation, cellular component: nucleolus. The transcript is spliced from 13 exons. Gene Ontology annotation, biological process: ribosome biogenesis; ribosomal large subunit assembly. The coding region runs from base 39 to 1475 and encodes 478 amino acids.
CGGUGGGGGUACAUAAUUUGUGACGUUUUUGAUGGGCCAUGGUAUCUGCAAUGUCCUCCAUGGUAUCUUGGAGACCCUGGAAACAGGUCAACUCGUACGCCUGCCAACCCAAAGUCAAUGAAAAGCACGUGUGGCAGAAAACAGAAAACAACACGAUGGAAACUGAAGUAACGACAGAACAAGUGACUGAUGCCAAAAUAAGCGGCUACGGUUCCCAUCUGCAAGUCAGAUUUAUCACCAAGCAAGAAUGUUAUUCAGUAGGAGAUACACCCUUCUCAGUUCCAGCAUCAGUGGGAGUCUCGGAGCUCAGUUCUCUCAUCAACAAAUUACUGGAUCGAGAAUCUGAGGAUUCUCCAGUGAUCGACUUUGACUUUCUCAUCGAUGGAGAGUUUCUACGAGUAGCUCUAGGCCAUCACCUUGAAGAGAAAUCGACUUCCACAGAAUCUGUCGUUGAGAUUGAAUAUCUGGAGAAGCACCCCGCUCCGAAGCCUGCAGGAAGCAUCCUUCAUGAUGAUUGGGUUAGCUGUGUACAAGGAGCCAAUAACAGAAUUGUGACUGGUUCAUACGAUAACAAUGUUAGGCUAUGGACAGAGGAUGGGGAGAACCUUGUCAUUAUGCACUACCACUCCGACCCUGUCAAAACAGUCACAUGGAUCAAAAGAGAUGAUGCUGUGAACCUUUUAGUGAGUGGGUCCAUGGAUCAGACUCUACUCAUCUGGGAAUGGGAUGAGCAGACUAAGAAACACAAAUGUCUUCAUUCAUGCAGAGGCCAUGCUAAGAGUGUAGAAACUGUCGCUGUCGACCAAUCACAAACAAAGAUAGCGAGUGGUUCCAUGGAUUCCAUGUUGAAAAUCUGGUCUGCAGUGCCAGGAGGUGAUGAUGAAGAAGUUGAUGAGAUACAACACAAGAAAGCCAGAACUGAUGGGCACAAACCACUCACAAGGACACCGCUGCGAACGUUUGACGGUCACACCCAAGGAAUCUCCUCUCUGGUAUGGCUGGAUGAGAAGAGGAUAUGCACUGCAUCAUGGGAUCACACCAUGAAGAUAUGGGACAUGGAACAAGAGGAGCAAGUCACAACUCUGACGGGGAAUAAAGUGUUCCAUAGUGUAGCAUUUUCUCCACUUAGUAAUCUUCUAGCUACUGGGAGCUCUGAUAGGCACAUUAGAUUAUGGGAUCCAAGACAAAAUGAUGGUUUGUUAGUCAAGUCCUCUUUGAGUCAUCAUACUGGCUGGGUUUCAUCGGUAGCCUGGUCACCAGACAACGCCAACCUUCUCAUAUCAGGAUCCUAUGAUAAAACACUCAAACUCUGGGACACAAGAAGUCCAAAGGCACCACUGUACAAUAUGUCUGGACUGGAAGAUAAAAUACUAGCAGUUGAUUGGUCACAGCCAGAGUUGAUGCUGUGUGGCGGAGCUGAUAAUGCAUUGCAUAUAUUCAAGGCUGCAGAUGCUCUACAGGCUGCAGAGAGCUGAUUAACAUGACAAGAAUGCAUCUUUGCUGCACCAUUCAGAUGGCUCCACAUAACUAGGAACAAAAAACCUCAGCUGAACAUGGGUUCACCGUCAGGUGGAACAUAGGGCACCUCAUCUACUUGUUCUGCAAUGUACAUCAAGGACAUGAUACACCCUUCUAUUACAAACUCUAAUAUCAACUUAAAUAUUUGUGAAACUGUUGUCUCCACUUAACUGUAGGAAAUAAGUACACAAUUACAGCACUUAAGCAAUGCAGUUAACAAACCCUGACUGCAUCAGUAAAGGGCCCAAUUUCAUAGAAUUGCUUUAUUAGGCAGAAAAAGUAGCUAUUGUAAGCGCAACAAAAUGAUGCUUACCAGGAUACGGUUACCAGCCAAACUACCAUGUCACAUGCACAAUUCGUGACUGGUG